Messenger RNA from Manis javanica (Malayan pangolin), 1191 nucleotides. NCBI's taxonomy places the organism in Eukaryota, Metazoa, Chordata, Mammalia, Pholidota, Manidae. The record is from RefSeq and is a predicted model, not a curated record.
ACCAAGUAGGAACGGCGCCGCAACCGUUAUAAAUCCCGGGUUUAUAAGGUGCUAGCCGAUCGGGCAGCUGGAAGAGGGGCUCCUGGGACUCAAAGAAGGCCUUAAUCGGCGCUAGGACUACACUUCCCAGAAGCCUUCACGCCACGGACUGGCCCUCUGCGGGGGGAAGAGGGAUCCCUUCGGAGGGGCAACCGUAGAGGGCGGGACAGAAGAGCAGACUCAGCAGGCAUGACUGGAGAGGGAAGUCCCAAUGGUGCUAGAAUGGUGCUGCAGUGGCAGAAGACGGCUCACGAGUGAGGUCUCGAAGAACGACAGGGAAGACAUCCAUCAUUUGCUCCAAAGUGUGCAAGUCAGAUCCUGGGGAGAAUCAUGAUAACCCUGAUCACUGAGCAGCUGCAGAAGCAGACUCUGGAUGAGCUGAAAUGCACACGCUUCAGCAUCAGUCUGCCUUUGCCCGAUCAUGCAGACAUCUCCAACUGUGGGAAUCCUUUCCAGCUUGUGUCUGAAGGUGCUUCCUGGAGGGGCCUGCCCCACUGUUCCUGUGCCGAGUUCCAGGACAGCCUCAACCUCAGCUACCACCCCUCAGGCUUGAGCCUGCAGCUCCGACUACCCAGCCCGGGAGGUUCUCCACAGGAGCAGCCCCUGUCCCAAGUCCUAAGUCCUGAGCCCCCAGACCCAGAGAAGCUUCCUGUGCCCCCUGCCCCACCAUCCAAGAGGCACUGCCGCUCACUCUCAGUGCCCGUGGACCUGUCUCGCUGGCAGCCGGUGUGGCGGCCCGCCCCCUCCAAGCUGUGGACUCCCAUCAAGCACCGGGGCAGUGGUGGAGGGGGUGGGUCGCAGGUGCCUCACCAGAGCCCCCCAAAGCGGGUUUCCAGCCUCAGGUUCCUCCAAGCUCCCAGUGCCUCUUCUCAAUGUGCCCCAGCCCACAGACCCUACAGCCCCCCUUUCUUCAGCUUGGCCCUGGCCCAAGAUUCCUCUCGACCCUGCGCUGCCUCCCCCCAGAGUGGCUCCUGGGAGAGUGAUGCCGAGUCUCUGUCGCCUUGCCCGCCCCAGCGCCGCUUCUCCCUGUCACCCAGCCUGGUCCCCCCCCACCCCGCCCCAGGGGCCAGCGGUCGUUCCAUGCCCCACCCCGCGGGGACAAGCAGGGCAAGGGAGGGAGAGGUUGAAGACUGGGGGGUCGGGGGGGCCUAG